Messenger RNA from Papilio xuthus (Asian swallowtail), 1155 nucleotides. Its product is annotated as aldose reductase. Gene Ontology annotation, molecular function: oxidoreductase activity. NCBI's taxonomy places the organism in Eukaryota, Metazoa, Arthropoda, Insecta, Lepidoptera, Papilionidae. Bases 133 to 1089 code for a protein of 318 amino acids. The transcript has 7 exons. The record is from RefSeq and is a predicted model, not a curated record.
UCAUUGUCAAAUCAAUAACUUGUUUUUGUCGGUUUUUUACUGAUAAAAUAAAGUAGAUAAAACUAUUACAUAGUAAGAAUUUCUUAUAAUAAUCCAGUUAGAAUACAUUGUAUUUUGAAAUAUAUUUAUAAAAUGGCGGCAAAAGUUCCCAAAGUCAAAUUUUAUAAUGGACUUGAGUGUCCUAUCCUUGGUAUAGGAACAUGGAAGUCAAAGCCCGGAGAAGUGACUCAAGCUGUAAAGGAUGCUAUAGACAUUGGAUACCGUCAUAUUGAUUGUGCAUUCGUGUAUGGUAAUGAAAAGGAAGUGGGGGAGGCAAUCACUGCUAAGAUAAAGGAGGGAGUUGUUAAAAGGGAGGAUUUAUUCAUCACAUCCAAGUUAUGGAACACCUUCCACCGGCCUGAUCUAGUGCGUGGUGCGUUGAUGAAGACAUUGGAAUAUCUGAAUGUGGAUUAUUUGGAUCUGUACCUAAUACAUUGGCCGCAGGCUUACAAGGAAGACGGAGAUUUAUUCCCAAAGGAUGAAUCAGACAACAUCCAAUUCUCCGAUGUGGAUUAUCUGGAUACUUGGAAAGCUUUAGAACCAUUGCAAAAGGAAGGUCUGGUUAAGAGUUUGGGUGUGUCAAACUUUAAUUCCAAGCAGUUGGCGAGGUUGCUACAGAUUGCUACCAUCAAACCUGUCACUAACCAGGUGGAAUGUCACCCAUAUUUAAACCAAUCCCGUCUCAAAGCAUUCUGUGAACAACACAAUAUAGUUAUAACUGCAUACUCUCCGUUGGGUUCUCCGGACAGACCGUGGGCUAAGCCCGGAGACCCUCAGCUACUAGAGGAUGAGAAGUUAAAAGCUAUUGCGGAUAGAUUGGGCAAGACUGUAGCUCAAGUUUUGAUUAGAUAUCAAAUAGAUCGAGGUAACAUUGUCAUUCCUAAAUCAGUGACAAAGUCUAGAAUUGCGAGCAACUUUGAAGUGUUUGAUUUCAAAUUGUCCAAAGAAGAUUUGGAUCUUAUCAACACUUUUGAUUGUAAUGGACGUCUAGUACCUAUGACUGCAUCACUCGGUCACAAAUACCAUCCUUUUGAAAACGAUGAAUAUUAAUAAUAUUAUAAUGUUUUUAUUCUAAUAAACAUGUAAUGUUAAGUACGAAUAAAGGAUUUUAUUGAA